CCUUCACCUCGUGAUCCCAUGUAACACGCCUCACCGCAACAGUCCCUCCCGGUUCUCAUAUUUCUUUUUUUCUUCUCCCCUUAUUCCAGUCAUUCUUUUCACUUGCAUUCUUAGGUGCAUUGGGAUCAAAUCUUUCUGCGAGGAAAAUACCACUCACGGCUUCAGGGGGGAUUCAAAAUCCAGUUCGGAACAGAAAGAGUUAAAAAAGACAAGAGAGUGUCUCGACGACCAGAAACUCGAAACCAGGCAAACAUUCAUUGUAAUACCGGGAUCCCUCAAUCUAGGAAUCAGCCAUGUCAUCCUCAACAUCGGCUCAAGCCUACGUCCCCGUCGCCACCGAUUCCCAAACCGACAUGUCCAACUUCAUCUCCAUCAUCACGGCGGCGUUUUCCAGCACAGCGCUCACGACGGCAUUCAUAGUCGACAUCGACGGCACGCCCCCGCCUUACCCAUCUCCGCUGAUCGACGCGGCUCGACGAGAACGACAUUUCUCCCGCGGGAUCCUCGAGAGCGCGGCGUCGGGGGCCGAGCUGGUCCAGGCGGGAGACUGGUCCGCCAUCGCGCUGUGGGAGACUCCCACGUACGAGGGCAAGCCGUUCAUCGACUCUAAGGCGCAGCCGGGCCCGCUGCUGAGCGAAUGGAGAGGCAGGGUCAAAGCCGCCAAGGCAAAGCACCUGGCUGUACCGUCGACCACCUCCACCUCCACCUCCACCGCCCCGGCCACGAACGCGGAUGACUCCAACUCCAACUCGCCAUCCGCUUCAGGUCCAGGUUCAGGUCCAGGUUCGGUGUCUGACUCCAGCUCCGACCACCACAGCAGCAGCCAAGGCAGCCAGGACAGCCCGGACCGGCCGCUCCGCCCGUUCUACCACCUCUCCUUCCUGGCGCGGAACCCGGCGAGGCCUCGCGUGCAAGGCAGCAUCAACGCCGUGAUGGGCCCGUUCUUGGAGCGCGCCAGGGCCGAAGGGGUGCCCGCGUGGCUGGAAGCCACCACUCCGCAGGCCGUGCGGCUGUAUCAGCACUUCGGGUUCCGGAUCGUCGAGGAGAUCGUGGUGGGCAAGGGCCUGGUCGACGCUCUGGGAUGGCCCGCUCGGGGGGAGCAUGCAAGCGGCGUGACGGCGUGGGCGAUGAUCCUCGAUUCGCACCUUCGCGAGUGAUGCAAAAAGCGGCAUGUCCCCCGAAAAAGGGGAGAGAGCAUUAUGAAUGAAUUGGGGGGAUAUCACACCUGUCAGCGUAAGGACAGAGCAGAAGAGCAAGGACAAGGAAAAGGGCGUAUUGAGAGUCCGAUAUCCAUUCUUCCCGCCUUCUGUUUGAACAGAGGAACGAACUCGAAAACCAAAUAGCCCGUCCGGCAACGCCUGCACUGACACAGCUACAUCGCCCGUAGGUAGUCCAGCGAUACAAAAUCCCUACGAUCAGCGGGCUCGGUGAGCUUGACGGAUGGAGCACGGGUCACGACGUGUAGCCAAGGGAGCACAGGACAAGGGCGAUUCCCGGCCCUGAACAGACGUACGAUGAAUCAAAUCCCAUAGAACAGCUCAGAGCAUGGCAUGGCAGGGCAGGGUAGGAUGCAAGAGCAGGACACGUACCCGCAGGGAUUGCAAUGCAUUGUAAUACAACGCCAAGGACUCGAUCAAUG
Molecule: messenger RNA, 1639 nt
Organism: Cladophialophora immunda
Lineage: Eukaryota; Fungi; Ascomycota; Eurotiomycetes; Chaetothyriales; Herpotrichiellaceae
Exons: 1
Coding region: 294-1157 (287 amino acids)
Source: RefSeq, a predicted model, not a curated record